CAGCUGUUUUGUUCUGUAGCUCAAAGGUUGUUUUCAGCCGACUGUCCUCGGCUGCAUUUUGUCAGGAACUACGUUCGUUUUACUUUCCCUACAACAUCUUGCAGCAGGGUUCAGGAUGAUGAAGAAGCUCCUAGUGGACGUGGACUGCGGUGUUGACGAUGCUCAGGCCAUCAUGCUGGCGCUGGCCACCCCCAAAGUGGAGCUCCUGGGCAUCACCUGCGUGCACGGAAACACCGCAGUGGAGAAUGUGUGCAAGAACACUCUGCGGGUUCUGCAGGCCUGCAAUAAACUGGAGAUCCCAGUGUUUAAAGGUGCUGACAGGUCUAUCCUUGGGAACAGACUCAAAGCGGGAACCUUCCACGGGAAGGACGGCCUGGGUGAUGCUCCUGACGCCAACAUGCCAGGUCUGGACCAGCUUCAGAAGGAGAGCGCUGUGUCGGCCAUAAUCAGGAUUGUUAACGAAAACCCAGGAGAGGUGUCUCUGGUUGCCACGGCACCCCUCACCAACUUGGCUCUGGCUGUGAGGAUGGAUCCAUCUCUGCCGGGAAAACUCAAAGGACUCUACAUCAUGGGAGGGAACACGGAGUCCCGAGGAAACACCUCAGUGUGUGGAGAGUUCAACUUCACUGCCGAUCCAGAAGCUGCGUACAUCGUGCUGAAUGAUUACCAGUGUCCCACCUACUUGGCCUGCUGGGAGUUUACCUGCUACAACAAGCUGUCUUGGGAGUUUUGCGACGCCUGGUUGGAGCAGAAAACCCACAAAGCUCGUUUCAUGGCCAAGAUCUUCCGCCACAGCAUAGAGGCCUCAAAAACUGAACGCUUCGAAAGAGAGUUUAUCGCUGGCUCGGGCCUUAUUUCCUGUGACUCAUACGCCAUGGCGGCCGCUGUUGAUGACUCCUUCGUCAUAGAAAGCGACCAGUUCCCAGUUAGUGUGGAGCUGGUGGGCACUCACACCAGAGGAAUGAUGAUAGUAGACACUCUGGGCUUACUGAACAAGACGCACAAAGCUUUUAUCAUAAAGAAGGUGGAUAUGGCGAAGUUUAAGAAGAUGAUGAUGGCGGCUCUGAAAUGAGAUUUUGAACUGUUCUUCUUCUGCAUAUUUACCUCAAUGCUGUGAUUACUUUACUAUAAACAGAGUGAAACUUU
Molecule: messenger RNA, 1146 nt
Organism: Girardinichthys multiradiatus
Lineage: Eukaryota; Metazoa; Chordata; Actinopteri; Cyprinodontiformes; Goodeidae
Exons: 6
Coding region: 116-1072 (318 amino acids)
Molecular function (GO): hydrolase activity, hydrolyzing N-glycosyl compounds
Source: RefSeq, a predicted model, not a curated record